This is a messenger RNA of Oldenlandia corymbosa var. corymbosa, 1563 nucleotides long. The record is from the annotation of a GenBank genome assembly. Lineage: Eukaryota; Viridiplantae; Streptophyta; Magnoliopsida; Gentianales; Rubiaceae.
AUGGGAAACAUUCAGCUGCAGUAUAGUGGUGAAAUGAUAUAUACACCAUCCCCUAUUUAUUGUGGAGGAGAAUAUGGGUUUUUUGAUAAUGUUGAUUUGGAAAACCUAUACUUUGAAGACCUGGUUAUGAUGGCAAACAGGAUAGGAUUGGCGAAAAAAGUCAAGUUCUUUUAUAUAAGUGAAGAAAAUGAGGUGAAGGGUUUAUUGGAUGAUUUUGAACUCACGGAAGUGUGUAGAGAGGCACUUGCAGAAGAUAGAAGGAUGGAGUUGUACGCUUUAGAAAUUCAGGUUGAAGAGGAACAUGGUACCGAGGGCGAUGAAGGUAAUGACUUGAACGAUGAUGGUCAUAUAAGCCACACUGAGGAUAACGAUGAUGAAGAUAAUGAUGCUGAUGUUGAUGAGAGUGAUGAAGAUAACAAAGAUUGGAGUGAUAAGGAUUCUGAAUACAAUUCAGAGUAUGAUGAUCAAGAUUAUGAAGAGAAUGUUGAUGAAAGUGAAGUAACCUGGAGUGGUGAAAAUGGUUAUAGUGAAGGUCCUGCAAGUGUGGUACAAUCUACAAUCAAGAAAACACUUGUUGCAAAGUACCAAAAAUCAGCAGCAUGGUCCAAGGAUAUAUGCGACACAAAGGGCCACAAUGUCAGGUCAUGCAAAGCGAAGCCUAAAGGUGAUCUGCAUGCUGCUUCUAAAAAUGGUGCAGGGGAGAAUUUGUCAACAGAAAUGCAUGUUAGUGAUGGACUCCACUGUACUGAGGUCCAUUUGGAUGCGCAUGUGAGUUCAAGGGAGGGUUGUCUAGAUAGCCUUGCAGAUGUUCAUGUUGAGGUGUGUGAGGACAUUGGCUUAGAAAAAGAAACUGAGGUUGGAUUUAAUAAGCACGUAGCUGAUAUAUUGCGUGACAACAUUGAGCAACUUAAACCAGAGUAUUCUGAUGAGCAGCAUAGACCGAUGAUACAUAUGAGAUGUAAUCCACCAAAGAGAUCUAACAAGGCUACAAGAGAAAAAGUCCCGGUAUUUGUAAUUCAAAGGGAAACAGGUAACCUACCUGGACAGAGUGAUGUUGAGAAAAAUCCUCCACUGAAAACAAAAAAGAGAAAAUUCAAGGCUGCUAGUUCAUCUCAACCUGAAAAAAAGGUUUGCAAAUCUGAAAAAGGACGAAUUCAACGGACAUCAAGUUCACAACCUCCCUUCAAACUAGUUGAUGAGAAUAUUGAUAAAGACCCAACCACAAACAACAUUCACAGUAAAUCGAGUUUUGUGGAAGCUUUUGGACAUGUGGCUGCACCUUCUUCAACCCCUAAACCACCAGAAAGUGUCAAUGAUAAGAAGAUUGUUGCGGAUGCAUUGGCCACAUUUGAGCAACUAAUGUCAACAAUGGAUAAUUUAAUGCCUGAUGUUCUACAGGUGAAAAGUUCAAAAGCUCUUUAUGACUUCUAUCAAGGCUCUUAUCAUGACACUGUCAAAAGUAGCCGUUUUGAUGGAAAUUUCAUUACCAAGCUGUUAAGGGAUCUUCUUCAAAUAAUUCAGCAAAGAAGGAUGGGAAGAAGUCACAUGUCAAGUGACAUGUAA